AUGAUGGACAAAAUACGAAAUGUUGGAUUAACAUUAGAUCCACGGUCAAAUGAACAACGUGAAGCAAAAAUAAAUACGAUAUGUAAUGUUACACAAAGAUUCUGUACUGGAACAUUACAACAAUAUUCAAGUUUCAAUGAUUGUCAACAAUUUUUAAGAACACAAAUACCUUAUGGUUCAUAUGAUAGAGCAGAUCAAGGAAAUGUUAUUUGCCGUUUUGUUCGUACAUAUUUUGUACCUUUAUUACCAUCUAUACAUUGUCCACAUGUGGGUCCAACUGGAGGAGAAGCAUGUACUGAUAAAACAAUCGACUUUUAUUAUAAUCAACCAAAUUUUCUGGCUUGUGCUCAUAAACAAUAA
Molecule: messenger RNA, 360 nt
Organism: Rotaria sp. Silwood1
Lineage: Eukaryota; Metazoa; Rotifera; Eurotatoria; Philodinida; Philodinidae
Source: the annotation of a GenBank genome assembly